GCAUAGUGAUAGACUGAUAGUUAACAACCACCAAAUCUGAUGAUCACGUCUCUCUCUCUCUCUUGUGGAAGCUUAUUAGGUGCUGCUUCUCUUCCUUCUUCAGAAGACUGUCUGGUAAAAAACACACACACUAAAACAACAACCACCCCACACUACUCUCUUGCCCGGCGGAUAUCGGAGCUAUGGUCGGCGACUGGUGGCAAGAUAUCAAUGACUCCACUCAAUGGCAGGACGGAGUUUUCUACACUCUUUGUGCUGCUUACGCUCUUGUUUCCGCCGUCGCUUUGAUUCAAUUGAUAAGGAUUGAAUUGAGAGUGCCAGAGUACGGAUGGACGACGCAGAAGGUUUUUCAUCUCAUGAAUUUUAUCGUUAACGGAGUGCGGGCGGUUGUGUUUGGAUUUCAUAAGCAAGUAUUUAUCAUGCACCCCAAGGCAUUGGUUUUGCUAUUAUUGGAUUUGCCUGGACUUCUCUUCUUCUCUACCUUUACUCUCCUUGUUCUGUUUUGGGCAGAGAUAUAUCAUCAGUUCCAGGCCAGAAGUUUGCCGUCGGAUAAGCUCAGGGUUUUUUAUAUUUCAGUCAAUGCAGCAAUGUAUUUCAUUCAGGUUUGCAUCUGGGUGUACCUUUGGAUAGAUGACAACAGCGUAGUGGAAUUAAUUGGAAAGAUAUUUAUUGCAGUGGUGUCAAUCCUAGCUGCAUUAAGUUUCUUGGUAUAUGGGGGAAGAUUGUUUUUCAUGCUGAAACGCUUCCCUAUUGAAUCUAAAGGGAGAAGAAAGAAGCUUCAUGAGGUUGGAUCAGUUACAGCCAUAUGCUUCACUUGCUUCCUUAUCAGAUGUUUUGUGGUUCUUCUCUCUGCUUUUGAUGCUGAUGCCUCACUUGAUGUACUGGAUCAUCCAGUUUUGAACUUCAUCUAUUAUAUGCUUGUCGAGAUUCUACCUUCUGCUCUAGUGCUCUACAUCCUGCGGAAGUUGCCUCCUAAGAGGAUAUCAGCUCAAUAUCACCCAAUUUGUUAGCCAGCAAUGUUUCUUUAAUCUUAAUGUUCUCUGUUCCCCCAGAGCAGUUGGUCCUGUCUGUUUCAGCUGUAGGUGAUGUUGGAGUUGAGCAUUGAAAAAGAGUCCGGAAAACGUUCCAGAUGUCUAUUCUGGUGUAGCUCAUGACGGCGGAGAUUCGUUUUAAAUGUAUAUUACUCAGAUUACUGCAGCUUGUUGAAAGGGAGAUUUGAAUUCUUAAUGGGUUAAGAGAUGUUGAGGCAUUGGUUGUUUGAUACUUUUCUAUGCAGUUUAUUUUCUUAGAAUCUGCUAAAGGAAAAUUUUGUGUAGUUUGGGGUAGUUGUCAGUCAGUCUGUAGAGAAUUCAAUUUGAAGUUGUAUGCAUGCUUAACAAAUCAAGGAGAUGAUGCGUCCCUUUUUCCCUCAUUUUCCUUUAUGGUACGCCAAUCAUCAGUCAAUUGUACCUUUUGUGGAGGGAUUUAUUUGAGAUUUGGAUUAAUGUUUC
This is a messenger RNA of Populus trichocarpa (black cottonwood), 1490 nucleotides long. Its product is annotated as tobamovirus multiplication protein 1. Bases 183 to 1010 code for a protein of 275 amino acids. The transcript has 11 exons. NCBI's taxonomy places the organism in Eukaryota, Viridiplantae, Streptophyta, Magnoliopsida, Malpighiales, Salicaceae. The record is from RefSeq and is a predicted model, not a curated record. Gene Ontology annotation, cellular component: plant-type vacuole membrane.